Messenger RNA from Oryza brachyantha (malo sina), 2567 nucleotides. RefSeq lists its product as uncharacterized. The record is from RefSeq and is marked validated. The coding region runs from base 66 to 2111 and encodes 681 amino acids. Lineage: Eukaryota; Viridiplantae; Streptophyta; Magnoliopsida; Poales; Poaceae. The transcript is spliced from 3 exons. Gene Ontology annotation, cellular component: Ino80 complex.
UCUGUGAUAUUCAUAUUUAUUUAACUUUUCAGGUCAGCAGAACACAGCACAACCUUGUUAAGAGCAUGAAGCAGUCUGGUGAUGGCAUUAAGACCAAACAUCUUACUCGUGUAAUUGGUAAUCUUGAUAAAUUCCAUGUAAAACCAUAUGGAACAUUAAUAGACGAUGAACAGAGGAGACUGCGUGAACAUUGGUUGAAGAUAUCCUGCAAUGAUCUACCUGCAGCUUUUGAGGUCCUUAAGGGCAGGAAGGUGACAACAGAGAAACUGAGAAAUUUACUUGGUCUUGAGCUACUCGAAAAGAAUGUAUCUAUCGUGAGAAAGGCAGACCAGUUAGCAGGUAUUACAAAAGAGCUUGGUCAACAUGGUUCCUGCGAAAACAACGGCAGCACUGAUUUGCGGAAUGCUCUGGUAGAACACUCAUCUCAAGAUGUGUUGCUUUGUGGGAAUGAUCAUUGCCUAUCGCGUCAAGAUUGUGAUGAUGAAACCAUGCAUAUUGAAACAUCUGCUGACCAUCAUGAUAGUCUAUACGUGAAAAAUCGAGAUCUUACGGUAGACAACGGCACAUACACAAGUAGUCAGAGUGGGGAGAGCUCUGAUUUGCAAGAUCAAGAUCACAAGGAUAUCAGCUGUGCAGAUAGAAGCAUUUCAUUCUGUGCCAGCAACCUAGUGGAGCAGAAUGAAGAUCUCAUGGACAUGAAAUUCAGUAAUGAUUGUUCCAAUGUUCAAGAUGAAGAUUUCAAAGAAAUCAGCUAUACGGAUGCAACUAUUAUUGAUCAUAGCCCAGAGAGCCAGCAGAUCAAGACUACCUGUUAUACAGGCUCACCCAUAGACACUCUUGAGAGAUCAAAUAUGCUAGCUCAAAAUCUUGAGGGCAUUACUUAUACAGGGCCAUCAAUUUGUUCUCAUAAGCAAUAUCAGGGCCUGAGAAGCAACAGCUACAAAAUUAUGAUAGAUAAAGGCCAUGGUGUAAAUGAUAUUCCUUUAGUAAACAGUUAUCCAGAGAUUAAUGCUGUAACUAUGGAUCUGAAAGAGGUUGAGAAUACUACAGUGAUACCAUCAAACAGUUCCGCACUGUUUUCUGAGACUUCAGUGGAACAAAUUCCUGUGGAAGAACAUCAUCUAAAUGAUCAAGCAGCAAAAGGAGGUAAAGAUGUAUGGGAGUUGCCUGGACCUGAUGAUUCCUAUUAUCUUCCACAUGAGAAUAAUAGCAUUUAUAAUGGUUCAGCUGGCUUGCAGAUUGGAGAUAGACGUCUACCUGCUGGACAGCAGAGUUCUGUAAUUUGCAUGGAGAAUGGUAUUUUAAGUCAGCAGCAGUCACAAGUCACCAUUGCGUCUACCUUCCCAAUGGACAAUCCAGCAUCAUUUAUACAACCUUGUUCAAACCGGCAAAGCAAUGGUCAGGUCCAGACGGUAGCAGAUGACAUUGGAAUGCUUCCUUACUCCCUUGAACAUACUGAGUGCAUUGGGCAGUCACCUGGUUUACAUUCUUUGGUCAACAGCCGAUUCUCUCAGUCGAAUCAAUUUCCCAGUUCCUUGCAGGAGCACCGAUUGGUUGAUCAGAGCAACAGUGUCCUUCAUGAUCAACUUCACAAGAAUUUAUAUUCUGAUGUGAGUUUUCAAACUAAAGGAAAUGAUUCUAUCAUUGAACAACGUCCUUUUGCUGCUUGUGGUUCUACAGAUCAAAGAUAUAACUGCAUCCCUCAGGAGCACCGGCCACAUGAUAAUUGGCCUGCAAUAGAGUCAAAUAACUGCUUGCCCCAUACCUUGCCAGUUGGAAGCAGCAACACAGAUGGAAGCCUCUUCAGUGCUUUGGCCCAGUACAGACAACCUGCAUUGCUACAUAUGCAAUCUGGUAGGUCCAGCCCUAGCCAGCUCCUUGAAAUAAGGAACCAAGUUCCUCUGCCUGGAAAUUUUGUUCCUAGAACUCAAGGUACAAAUUUUCAUGUUCCAAAUAUCUAUGGUUACACCCAGAAUCUUCCCAGUAGUUCCAGCAGUCAUGUAGCAUCUGUAGGUUCUCUGAAUAACAUGCAGUGGACAAACUUGAUACAACAGAACCCUGGAAUGCCCAACUUAAUGACCAGGCAAUUCCGGGGUCCCUGGACCAGAUAACUCCUCAGACUUAAAUAUAGGUUGAUUUAGGUACAAUCGAGGUGCACAAGAAGCCUGGGUAGGGGGCUGGAACAGUAUGAUUUUCGGCACCAACUAACAUAUUGUGGUUUUGAGCUGUUCUAGUGGUGUGGCCUCGGAAAUUCUGUACAUACAUUUCUUCUAUGCCUGUAUGUAUAUAUCUGGGCGCUGGGAGUCUGAAAAGAGUCAGAAACUCGAAGAUUCCCAUUUUUGCAGCUGAUCCGUUGUUUUGCCUCAACAAUUUCCGUCCCAGAUUCCAUUAGAGGCUGUCUCAAUAAUUGGCUUCAGGGUUUUGCCUCAGCAAAAUAAAUCUCCAAGGGGAAUGGUAGUAGUUUUCGUUAGUUGUAAACUUGUGAUUGAUAGGUAUCUUGUUGAUUCCUAAGAUGUAAUGACAUGAUUCGAUUUUAUUCACUCUAUUUUAAACGAGUUCUCUAACUU